UCUCCUUUCCAUGCAGUGUUAGCACUGCUCUGCUCCCGACAGCAUUGAGCUUCCAGGAGGCAGAGGAAAUGGAGCCAGGUGCUGGGGACCAGUCAAGCUCAGGGUCUGCUCCUGCCUCUGUGGCCCCCCAUCCAAGUAGAUUGCAGCUCCCAAUGAAGAGUGGCUCCCGCCAUGCCAGGCCUGUGCAACCUAUUGCCCCGGUGGAGAACAUCAAAGAAAUGCAGCAAAAGCUUAAGGAGGAGAGAGAGGCUAAACGAGCUCACCUGGAUGGCAGACAUGAUUAUAUCUUGGCUAUUGUUGCCUCCUGUGUGGAUGUGGACAAAACAGAGGUAGAAGAUUCUGUUCUGGAGGGUAACCAGAUUGAGCGCAUUGAUACAUUCUUGGCCGGUGGAGGUCUUCGUCAUAUCAUGUUCUUCUAUCAAGAAGUGGAGGCAGCUGAAACGGGUCAAUUUGGGAUACCUGGAGCAGCAAUUACUUCUCACUUAGUAAGAAGCAAAAAACCAAAAGUGUUUGUGACGGAGGCAAAAGAUGUUGCUUUAACUGGUGUAUGCGUGUUCUUCAUUAGAUCCAGCCCUUCCAAAACCAUCACUACAGAGAAUAUCCAUCAGGAAGUGAACUUCAGUACGAUAGAUACUGCUCAAGGUGGCUUACUGAAAAGUGUGCAGCAUUUACUAUCCAACAUCUUCAUUCCAGCCCUCAAAACCAUGAAUCAUGGUGGGGAUGAGCUUGGUGGUUUUCAGCAAGCAGCUAAUAUUGGGCAGGACUUUGUUGGCUCUCUGGAGGGAUUUGUGAGUGCUUUAUCAGGUGCUCAGCAGAGUCUCAUGGAGAAGGUGAAUCUAACGGCAUGUGAAACAUAUGACUGGAAAACUUUGAAGGGACCUUCAGAUUACAUUGCUGUUGCUAACAGUACAGAAAGUCUAGAAAGAGUAGAAGACUGCAUGAAAGUAUGGAUCAAACAAAUUGAGCAGGUUCUUGCAGAAAAUGACCAAUUGAGGAAGGAGGCUGAUGACUUGGGACCACGAGCAGAGCUGGAUUACUGGAAGAAAAGAUUAUCCAAAUUCAACUACCUGUUGGACCAACUGAAGAGGUCAGAUGUGAAGGCAGUGCUGGGAGUUCUUACUGCUGCGAAGUCCAGACUUUUGAAGAGCUGGCGAGAGCUGGAUACUCGGAUCACUAAUGCAGCUAAUGAAGCCAAAGAUAAUGUGAAGUAUCUCUACACACUUGAAAAAUGUUGUGACCCCUUGUAUAACCGUGACCCUGAAUCCAUGGUAGAGGCUAUUCCAGGACUCAUAAAUGCAAUAAAAAUGAUUCAUAACAUCUCACUCUACUACAAUACCUCUGAGAAGAUAACCUCUUUGUUUGUGAAGGUAACAAAUCAGAUGAUAACAGCAUGUAAAUCAUACAUGACAAAUGACAAUAGUGUCACCAUCUGGGAUCAACCUCAAGAUAUAGUUGUCGAAAAGAUUCAAGCAACUAUUCGACUUAAGCAGGAAUAUCAACAUUGCUUUCACAAGACAAAAGAAAACCUGGAACAAACUCCAUCUGAAAGACUAUUUGAUUUUAGUGAGAUGUACAUUUUCGGAAAAUUUGAAACCUUUCAUCGACGUCUCAUGAAGAUCACAAAUAUAUUCAUUACCAUUACAACCUACUCAGUUCUACGGAACUCAAAGAUAGAAGGACUGGAAGUUAUGGCCACAAAGUAUGAGAGCAUUGUUGACACCAUAAAGAGAAAACCAUAUAACUUUUUAGACCAACGUGAGACUGAUUUUGAUGAGGACUAUGAAGAAUUCUGCAAACAGACCAGUGACCUUCAUAAUCACUUGAAGGCUUUCAUGGAUAUCACUUUUGAAAAGAUUACAAACACUGAAAGAGCUCUGGAUAUGCUGAAGAAAUUUGAAAGAUUAGGAAUCCCUAAUCUUGGUAUAGAUGAAAAAUACCAGGAUAUCCUUUUGAACUAUGGUCAUGAUGUAGAGAUGGUCUCUAAAUUGUACACCAAACAGAAAAAUGAUCCGCCUUUGGCUCGUAACCUGCCUCCAAUAGCUGGUAAGAUCUUGUGGGCACGCCAACUUUUCCACAGGAUCCGGGAACCAAUGGAUCUUUUCCAGCAGCAUCCUAAUAUCCUGCAGUCAGCUGAAGCCAAGCGCAUAAUCCGCAACUACAACAAAGUGGCAAAAGUCCUCUUGGAGUUUGAGGUUAUUUAUCACAGAGGAUGGAUGCAGCAGGUUGAAGUAAUUAAAGCUGGCCUUCAGGCAUCUCUGCUGGUAAAAGAGCCAGAGACAGGAGAAUUAUUUGUAAAUUUUGACCCUCAGAUAUUGACUCUACUUAGGGAGACGGAGUGUAUGGCUCAUAUGCAUCUUGAAAUCCCACCAUUUGCAAUUGCUCUUCAGCAAAAGCAAGACUCGUACAAGAAGAAAUAUAAUAAGGUGCAGAUGAUGCUAGUAGAAUACAAGAGAGUGAAGUCAAAAAUACAAUUGCCCAUUGAUCAACUAAUGGCUCCUCACUUAGCUAAUGUAGAUAAUGUUAUUCAUCCUGGCUUGACUUCACUGAACUGGACUUCUCUGAACAUUGAGAGAUACCUAAAUAAUAUUUUUGACAAAUUGGCUGAGCUGGAGCUUCUGCUUGAUAGAGUGAAUGAUUUGGUGAAGUUCCGCAUAGAUGUUGUUCUUCAAGAAAUGAGCAGUGUGCUGCUUUGUAAGCUGCCAGAAGGUGACCCACUUACAUGUGAAGAAUUUCUCCAAAUGACUAAGGAGCUCUGUGUUAGGGGGUCACAGACCUUGGAUUUAAAGAGCUCAUUGGUGGAGGAGGCAGCUAAUGAGCUGAUAAACGUGUUGUUGGAUACUGAGAUGCAAUCUAAAAGAGAAAACGAGAAAUCAACUCUGCCUCCAUUCACUGCUGAUUUGAAUGAAGGUGCAGUAGAGGAGGAAGGAAGACUGGACAAACUGGCUUCCUCCAAUACUUACGGUCAGAUUAGGUCUGGGCUUUCUCCUGUAGCGAAGAGGAAGGAGAUGGAAAUGUUAGAGGAAGAGGCCCAUGAAUUGCUUUCCCAUUUCAAUCACUGCAAUAUCGAUGCCCUGUUGAAGGUCACUCGAAACACUUUGGAGACGAUACGCAAACGCAUUCAUGCCGCAUCUAUGGUAAACUUCUUAGAUGAUGACAAUGUUUCUAAGCAGAAACAGAGUACUCGGCCAAUUUUUAGGACUAGCAUCACCCUAUCUAUCCCAAACAUCAUUAUGAUACCAACUUUGGAUGAGGUGCAGCAAACACUCAAUAAAGCUGUGGAUAGUAUUGUCAGUGUCAUGAAAGGCGUUGGACAAUGGAGUAAGGAGAGGAUGUCUAAGAAAAAGAUGCUAGAGAGGAAAAUAGCUGCUUUGCAGCAUGAUGGCAGAGACAGUGAUUCUGAUGAAGAAAUGAGAGAAACUGGAGUAAAAAAUGUAUAUGACGCAACAUCUGUAAACUUGCCUGUUUCAGUUCAAAGCUCAAACUAUUACAAGAGUGUUUCUGAGAACAAGGAAAUUAUUAAAUUGGUGUCUGUACUUAGUACUAUCAUCAAUUCUACCAAAAAGGAGGUUCUUACAGCUCUGGAGAGUUUUAAGUGCUAUCACCACAUCUGGCAAAAGGAUAAGGAGGAAGCAACUGAUCAGUUUAUGGAGGGGAACCCUUUACUGUCUGAACUUGAAUCCCAGAUCCUCUAUUUCAGAGACCUGGAGCUGGAGAUAAACUCUGAGCCUGAAUACAUUUGUGUGGGAGCUGUUGCACUCUACACUGCUGAUCUGAAAUUGGCACUGACUGCAGAAAUAAAGGCCUGGAUGACUGAGCUAGGACAUUACAGUAACAAAAAUUACAGGACUGAGAUGGAAAAUAUCUUCACAUUUGUAGAGGAAAUCAGCAAGAAACUAAAUCGCCAGAUAAAGGAUUUGGAUGACAUAAGAAUAGCUAUGGCUGCCUUAAAGGAGAUAAGAGAGCUGCAGAUCCAUAUAGACUUUCAAGUGGGACCUAUUGAGGAAUCUUACGCCAUGUUAAACAAAUAUCAGCUGCUGGUGGCAAAGGAAGAGAUGGAAAAGGUGGACACUUUGCGCUAUGUCUGGGAGAAACUGCUGGUCCGGGGCAAUGAAGUGCAGAAUGAGCUAGUAGCUUUGCAGCCCAAAUUCCGGGGUGAGCUUAUUAGCACUGUGGAGACUUUCAUUGAAGACUGUGACCAAUUUUAUGCAGAUUAUGACAAGAAUGGACCAAUGGUAGUAGGUUUGGAGCCCCAGGAAGCCAAUGACAGGCUGAUCAUGUUCCAGAACAGAUUUGAGAACCUCUUCCGAAAAUAUAUAACUUAUACAGGUGGAGAAGAGCUCUUUGGUUUGCCUGUCACACAGUAUCCUCAGCUACUUGAGAUAAAGAAGCAGCUGAACUUGCUACGGAAACUGUACAGCCUGUAUAAUAGUGUCAUUGACACUGUCAAUGGCUAUUAUGAUAUUCUUUGGUCAGAAGUGAAUAUUGAGAAAAUCAACAAUGAACUUCUAGAAUUUCAAAAUGGAUGUCAUAAGCUUCCUCGAGCUUUGAAGGAAUGGCAGGCAUUUCUGGACCUAAAGAAGACGAUUGAUGAUUUCAGUGAGUGCUGUCCAUUGCUUGAGCUAAUGUCUAAUAAAGCAAUGAUGGCUCGACACUGGAAGCGAAUUACAGAUCUUACUGAACAGAGUUUUGACGUAGAAAGUGAGAGCUUCAAACUGAGGAAUAUCAUGGAAGCACCUCUGCUGAAAUACAAAGAAGAGAUAGAGGAUAUCUGCAUUAGUGCUGUAAAGGAGAGGGACAUAGAGCAAAAGCUAAAACAAGUGAUUGUUGAGUGGGACAACAAAAUAUUCACCUUUGCCAACUUUAAAGCCCGUGGUGAACUGCUCUUAAGAGGAGACAGCACUUCAGAAACAAUUGCUAGCAUGGAGGAUAGUCUGAUGAUUCUGGGUUCUCUCAUGAGCAACAGGUACAACACACCAUUCAAGGCACAGAUUCAAAAAUGGGUAUACUACCUUUCCAACACAACAGACGUAAUUGAAAACUGGAUGACAGUUCAGAACUUGUGGAUUUACUUGGAGGCUGUUUUUGUAGGAAGUGACAUUGCAAAGCAGCUUCCAAAGGAAGCCAAGCGUUUUUCCAACAUAGAUAAAUCAUGGGUGAAGAUAAUGACACGGGCCCACGAGACAAUGAAUGUGGUACAGUGCUGUGUGGGAGAUGAAACCAUGGGACAACUGCUGCCACACUUACUAGAGCAGCUAGAAAUCUGUCAAAAGUCACUUACAGGGUAUCUGGAGAAAAAACGACUCCUUUUUCCUCGUUUCUUCUUUGUAUCUGACCCUGCUCUUUUGGAAAUUCUUGGCCAGGCCUCAGACUCUCACACAAUACAGGCCCACCUGCUCAAUGUGUUUGACAACAUUAAAACAGUCAGGUUCCAUGAAAAGGUAUAUGAUCGUAUUCUGUUGAUUUGCUCUCGAGAGGGUGAGGAAAUUGAGUUGGAUAAACCCGUAAUGGCUGAAGGUAAUGUGGAAGUUUGGCUCAAUUCCCUUUUGAAGGAAUCCCAGUCCUCAUUACAUCAUGUAAUUUGCCAGGCAGCCACAAAUAUUCAGGAAACUGGAUUUCAAUUAAUAGAAUUCCUCUCUACUUUUCCAGCCCAGGUUGGGUUACUGGGAAUCCAAAUGAUUUGGACAAGGGACUCAGAAGAAGCUUUGUCUAAUGCCCGGUAUGAUAAAAAAAUAAUGCAGAAGACAAACCAGUUUUUCUUGGACCUACUUAACACUCUGAUAGACAUGACAACAAAAGACCUUAGUUCAGUUGAACGAAUUAAAUACGAGACACUAAUCACUAUCCAUGUACACCAGAGGGACAUCUUUGAUGAUUUAUGCCGUCUGCAUGUCAAGAGCCCCACAGACUUUGAAUGGCUGAAACAAUGCAGAUUUUACUUUAGUGAAGACUCAGAUAAGAUGGUCAUAAAGAUCACUGAUGUGGGCUUUACAUACCAGAAUGAAUUCUUAGGCUGUACUGACAGACUUGUCAUAACACCACUCACAGACAGAUGUUAUAUUACUUUGGCUCAAGCCUUGGGGAUGAGCAUGGGCGGAGCACCUGCUGGGCCAGCAGGAACAGGGAAGACCGAAACUACCAAAGACAUGGGAAGGUGCCUUGGUAAAUAUGUUGUGGUCUUCAACUGUUCAGACCAGAUGGAUUUCCGAGGACUAGGGAGAAUUUUCAAAGGUCUUGCUCAGUCUGGCUCAUGGGGCUGCUUCGAUGAAUUCAAUCGUAUUGAUUUACCAGUAUUAUCAGUAGCUGCACAGCAAAUUGCGAUCGUGUUGACUUGUAAGAAGGAACGUAAAAAGAGUUUUAUUUUCACUGAUGGAGAUAAUGUGGAAAUGAAUUCUGAAUUUGGAAUCUUUCUAACUAUGAACCCAGGAUAUGCUGGACGACAAGAGCUGCCUGAAAACCUGAAGAUAAAUUUCCGUUCAGUAGCAAUGAUGGUUCCUGAUCGUCAGAUUAUAAUACGGGUCAAGAUGGCUAGCUGUGGUUUUAUUAAUAACAUUGUACUGGCAAGGAAAUUCUUCACUCUGUACAAACUGUGUGAGGAGCAAUUAUCUAAGCAGGUUCAUUAUGACUUUGGUUUGAGGAAUAUUUUGUCAGUACUGCGUACACUAGGAGCAGCAAAAAGAGCAAACCCCACUGAUACAGAAUCUACUAUUGUCAUGCGAAUAUUGAGAGACAUGAACCUUUCUAAACUUAUUGAUGAAGAUGAACCAUUAUUUUUAAGCCUGAUGGAGGAUCUGUUCCCAGGCAUUCAACUUGAUAAAGCAGGUUAUCCAGAACUAGAAGCUGCUAUUAACAAACAGGUUGAAGAAGCUGGCCUAAUUUGUCAUCCUCCUUGGAAACUGAAAGUUAUCCAGCUGUUUGAAACGCAGAGAGUAAGGCAUGGAAUGAUGACCCUGGGGCCCAGUGGGGCAGGUAAAACAACUUGCAUCCACACACUAAUGAAAUCAAUAACAGAUUGUGGACAGCCACAUCGUGAAAUGAGAAUGAAUCCUAAAGCUAUCACAGCACCUCAGAUGUUCGGUCGCCUUGAUGUAGCAACCAAUGACUGGACCGAUGGAAUUUUCUCUACUUUAUGGAGAAAAACUUUGAGAGCUAAGAAAGGUGAGCACAUCUGGAUAAUUCUUGAUGGCCCUGUUGAUGCAAUUUGGAUUGAAAAUCUGAAUUCUGUACUGGAUGAUAACAAAACCCUCACGCUGGCUAAUGGAGACCGUAUUCCAAUGGCACCCAACUGUAAAAUAGUCUUUGAACCUCAUAAUAUUGACAAUGCUUCUCCAGCCACAGUGUCAAGGAAUGGCAUGGUUUUUAUGAGUUCAUCCAUUCUAAACUGGAGCCCUAUUCUAGAGGGCUUUCUGAAAAAACGUUCCCUGCAAGAAGCUGAAAUUCUACGCCGGCUGUACACUUCAUCUUUCCCAGACCUGUAUCACUUCAGUAUCCAGGCCUUGGAAUACAAAAUAGAGAUGCUGGAGGCCUUUGUGAUCAUGCAGAGUAUUAGUAUGCUGAAGGGGCUUAUUCCCCUGAAGGAGCAAGGAGGGGAGAUUACUUCAAAGCACUUGGAAAGGCUGUACAUCUUUUCCCUCAUGUGGAGUGUUGGAGCAUUACUGGAAUUGGAAGAUAGAUGCAAGAUGGAGCUCUGGCUUCGGAAUCACAGCACAAUACAACUUGAUCUCCCUCAUAUCCUGGAAGGCAGUGAAGAUACCAUGUUUGAUUACUAUGUGACUCCUGAUGGUAAAUGGAUGCAUUGGAAUAGUCGUGUUGAGGAAUACGUGUAUCCUGCUAACAGCACUCCAGAGUAUGGCUCAAUAUUAGUACCAAACAUCGACAAUGUGAGGACCGACUUCCUUAUUGAAACAGUAUCUAGGCAGGGCAAGGCUGUGCUACUAAUUGGUGAGCAAGGAACUGCUAAGACUGUUAUCAUCAAAGGAUUCAUGUCAAAAUAUAAUCCUGAAAGCCACAUGGCCAAGAGUCUGAACUUCUCAUCUGCAACUACCCCACUAAUGUUCCAGCGCACAAUAGAGAGUUAUGUGGACAAACGUAUGGGCACAACAUUUGGUCCUCCUGCUGGGAAGAAGAUGACUGUCUUCAUAGAUGAUGUCAAUAUGCCUGUAAUUAAUGAGUGGGGAGAUCAGGUCACCAAUGAGAUAGUCCGACAGCUGAUGGAACAGAAUGGAUUCUAUAACCUGGAGAAGCCUGGCGAGUUUACUAAUAUUGUGGAUAUCCAGCUCCUGGCUGCCAUGAUUCACCCUGGUGGAGGUCGCAAUGACAUCCCACAGAGACUCAAGAGACAAUUCUCCAUAUUCAACUGUACUCUGCCUUCUAAUUCCUCAAUUGACAAAAUCUUUGGCGUAAUUGGACUAGGGCAUUAUUGUAGUGAGCGGGGCUUCUCGGAAGAUGUGAGAAGAUCAGUAGCCAAACUGGUAUCACUGACACGUAGGUUAUGGCAAAUUACCAAAAUAAAAAUGCUGCCCACCCCUGCCAAAUUCCAUUAUGUCUUCAAUCUCAGAGAUCUGUCAAGGAUUUGGCAAGGAAUGCUGAAUACUAGCUCAGAAGUAAUCCAUGACUCAAAUGUGUUGAUAAAGUUGUGGAAGCAUGAAUGUAAGCAUGUUAUUGCUGAUCGUUUCACAACGCUAGAGGAUGUAAAAUGGUUUGAUACGUCUUUGGCAAAACUGGUUGAGGAGGAAUUUGGUGAAGAAAAAAAAGCAUUGGUGGAUUCAGGAGCUGAUGCUUACUUUGUUGACUUCCUAAGAGAUGGGCCAGAAGUAACAGGUGAAGAGCCAGAAGAAACUAACUUUAUGCCGAAAGUCUAUGAGCCAAUUGAAUCAUUAAAUCACCUAAAGGAUCGUUUAAAUACCUUGCUACAAAUAUACAACGAAAGCAUCCGUGGUGCAAGCAUGGACAUGGUAUUUUUUGAAGAUGCUAUGAUCCAUUUAGUUAAGAUUUCACGUGUGAUUCGUACCCCUCAUGGAAACGCGCUGUUGGUUGGAGUUGGUGGUUCUGGAAAGCAGAGCUUGACAAGGCUGGCAUCAUUCAUAGCAGGCUAUGAAACCUUCCAGAUCACUUUAACAAGAUCAUAUAACUCUUCAAACCUGAUGGAAGACCUUAAACUCUUAUACAGGACAGCAGGACAACAUGGAAAAGGCAUCAGCUUCAUUUUUACAGACAAUGAGCUCAAAGAUGAGGCUUUCUUGGAAUAUCUGAAUAAUGUUUUAUCAUCUGGAGAGGUCUCAAAUUUAUUUGCCCAUGAUGAAAUUGAUGAGAUCACUAGUGACCUCAUACCUGCCAUGAAAAAAGAGCACCCACGGCGACUUCCAACCAAUGAGAAUUUGUAUGACUAUUUCAUGACUAGGGUCCGCCAGAACCUUCAUGCAGUACUCUGCUUUUCCCCAGUAGGAGAAAAAUUCAGGAACCGAGCCCUGAGGUUUCCCGCUCUUAUUUCUGGCUGUACCAUAGACUGGUUUAGCCGAUGGCCUAAGGAUGCUUUGGUUGCAGUAUCACAACACUUCCUGUCUGCUUAUGAAGUUGACUGCUCUGUUGAAACCAAGAAGGAGGUGGUGCAGUGUAUGGGCUCAUUCCAGGAUGGGGUAGCAGAGAAGUGCGUGGACUACUUCCAAAGAUACAGACGUUCUACCCAUGUGACUCCAAAAUCCUACCUAUCUUUUAUUCAGGGAUAUAAAGCUGUAUACAAAGAAAAACACUCUGAGGUGCAGACAUUGGCUAACAGAAUGAAUACAGGACUGGAGAAAUUGAAGGAGGCAUCUGAAUCUGUGGCUGCAUUAAGCCAAGAACUGGAGAUUAAAGAAAAGGAGCUUCAGGUUGCUAAUGAAAAAGCUGACAUGGUUUUGAAAGAAGUCACUGCGAAAGCGCAAGCUGCUGAAAAGGUGAAAGCAGAAGUACAGAAAGUGAAAGAUAAAGCCCAGACUAUUGUUGACAGCAUCUCAGCAGAUAAAGCCAUUGCUGAAGAAAAACUAGAGGCUGCAAAACCUGCCUUAGAAGAGGCAGAGGCAGCUUUACAGACAAUAAAGCCUGCAGACAUAGCCACUGUCCGUACGCUGGGUCGACCUCCACACCUCAUCAUGCGUAUCAUGGAUUGCGUGCUACUGCUGUUCCACAGGAAAGUGAACAGUGUGAAAGUGGAUCAAGAGAGAAACUGUACUAUCCCAUCCUGGCAGGAAUCCCUGAAACUUAUGACAGCAGGCAACUUCUUACAGAAUCUGCAGCAAUUUCCAAAAGAUACUAUCAAUGAAGAGGUAGUAGAGCUUUUAAACCCCUACUUUGAAAUGAUAGACUACAACAUUGAAACUGCAAAGCGAGUGUGUGGGAAUGUGGCUGGCCUCUGCUCAUGGACCAAAGCUAUGGCAGCAUUUUUUGCUAUCAACAAGGAAGUAUUACCCUUAAAAGCUAAUUUGGCAGUUCAGGAGAAUCGCCUUGCUACUGCCAUGGUGGAUCUGCAGAAAGCCCAAGCAGAGUUGGAUGCCAAGCAAGCUGAACUAGAUAUUGUGCAGGCAGAGUAUGAAAAAGCCAUGAGGGAAAAACAGACUUUGAUUGAAGAUGCAGAACGUUGCAGACAUAAGAUGCAAACAGCCUCCAGUCUUAUAAGUGGUCUAGCAGGUGAAAAAGAGAGAUGGACUGAACAGAGUAAAGAAUUUGCUGCAGAAACCAAAAGGCUUGUGGGGGAUGUGUUAUUGGCUACAGCUUUCCUAUCCUACUCUGGCCCUUUUAAUCAACAGUUUCGCAACCUGUUACUAAAUGACUGGCAAAAGGAAAUGAAAACCCGGAAAAUCCCAUUUGGCAACAUCCUGAACCUUACAGGGAUGUUAAUUGAUGCUCCAACUGUCAGUGAAUGGAACCUACAAGGAUUGCCAAAUGAUGACUUGUCCAUACAGAAUGGGAUUAUUGUAACUAAAGCAUCUCGAUAUCCUUUGUUAAUUGAUCCACAAACUCAGGGCAAAAUCUGGAUUAGGAAUAAGGAAACCAAAAAUGAACUUCAGAUCACAUCCCUGAAUCACAAGUACUUCAGAAACCACUUAGAAGACAGCCUGUCUCUUGGAAGGCCACUGCUGAUUGAAGAUGUUGGGGAAGAGCUUGAUCCAGCAUUAGAUAAUAUUUUGGAGAAAAACUUCAUCAAAACAGGUUCCACAUACAAGGUAAAAGUUGGUGAUAAAGAAACAGAUAUCAUGAAUGGCUUCAGACUUUACAUCACCACCAAGCUACCAAAUCCAGCAUACACUCCUGAAAUAAGUGCUCGCACCUCCAUCAUUGAUUUUACUGUGACUAUGAAAGGUCUUGAAGAUCAACUCCUGGGCCGAGUCAUUCUCAUGGAGAAACAGGAACUAGAAAAAGAGAGAACAGGUCUUAUGGAAGACGUGACUGCCAACAAGAGGAAGAUGAAGGAGCUGGAAGAUAAUCUGCUGUACAGAUUGACCAGCACACAGGGUUCUCUGGUAGAAGAUGAGAAUUUGAUUAUAGUAUUGAGUAACACUAAGAAGACUGCUGAGGAGGUUACACACAAACUGCAGAUUUCUGCUGAGACAGAAAUCCAGAUCAACUCAGCCCGUGAGGAGUACAGACCUGUUGCAACAAGAGGAAGCAUCCUGUAUUUCCUUAUAACAGAGAUGAGCAUGGUCAAUGUCAUGUAUCAGACUUCACUUCGGCAAUUUUUGGGGCUCUUUGACCGUUCCCUAGUUAGGUCUGUCAGGAGCCCCAUAACAAGCAAGAGAAUUGUUAACAUCAUUGAACAUAUGACCUAUGAAGUGUAUAAAUAUGCCGCCCGAGGACUUUAUGAGGAGCACAAGUUUCUAUUCACCCUACUACUUACCUUGAAGAUAGACAUACAGAGAAACAGGGUGAAGCAUGAAGAGUUCUUGACACUUAUUAAAGGUGGUGCUUCUCUGGAUCUUAAAGCUUGCCCUCCUAAACCAUCAAAAUGGAUUCUGGAUAUGACUUGGCUAAACUUAGUGGAACUCAGCAAGCUUAAACAGUUCUCUGGCAUUCUUGAUCAAAUUUCAAGAACUGAAAAACAAUGGAAAAUUUGGUUUGAUAAGGAGCAUCCUGAGGAAGAACUUGUUCCUAGUGGCUAUGAUCAGUCUCUAGAUUGUUUCAGGCAUCUUCUCCUUAUUAGGUCCUGGUGUCCUGAUAGAACCAUAGCUCAGGCCAGAAAGUAUAUAAUUGAUGCUAUGGGUGAGAAAUAUGCAGAAGGUGUCAUUCUGGACUUGGAGAAGACUUGGGAAGAAUCUGAUCCACAAACACCUCUCAUCUGCUUUCUUUCUAUGGGAUCUGAUCCUACUGACUCAAUCAUUGCUUUGGGGAAAAGAUUGAAGACAGAGACACGUUGUGUUUCAAUGGGCCAAGGGCAAGAGGUCCAUGCACGCAAACUGCUUCAGCAGAUGAUGGCACAUGGAGGAUGGGCACUACUGCAAAACUGUCACCUGGGACUUGACUUUUUGGAUGAGUUGAUGGAUACUAUUAUUGAAACAGAGACUGUCCACGAGGGCUUCCGUUUGUGGAUGACCACUGAGGUUCAUAAGCAGUUCCCCAUUACCCUUCUUCAGAUGUCCAUUAAAUUCACCAAUGAACCUCCUCAGGGGCUCAAAGCUGGGCUGAAGAGAACCUAUGGUGGUGUAAGUCAGGACCUCCUGGAUGUCAGUAACAUGGUGCAGUGGAAACCCAUGUUGUAUGCUGUUGGUUUCCUACACUCCACUGUUCAAGAAAGGCGCAAAUUUGGACCUCUAGGUUGGAACAUCCCCUAUGAGUUCAAUCAAGCUGACUUCAAUGCCACUGUGCAGUUUAUCCAGAACCAUUUAGAUGAUAUGGACAUAAAGAAGGGCGUCUCCUGGAACACUGUCCGCUACAUGAUAGGGGAGAUCCAGUAUGGAGGCAGAGUGACAGAUGAUUAUGAUAAAAGAUUGCUCAACACACUUGCUAAAGUCUGGUUCAGUGAAAACAUGUUCAGCCAAGACUUCUGCUUUUACAAAGGGUAUAGUAUACCCAAAUGUACUACCGUUGAUCAGUACCUUCAAUACAUACAGAGCCUCCCUGCUUAUGAUACUCCAGAGGUGUUUGGUCUGCAUCCCAAUGCUGAUAUCACUUACCAAAGCAAGCUCGCCAAGGAUGUAUUGGACACUAUCCUCAGUAUUCAGCCAAAAGACAGCUCUAGUAACGGAGGAGGUGAAACCAGGGAGGCAGUGGUGGCAAGACUGGCUGAUGAUAUGCUGAUGAAGCUUCCUGGUGAUUAUGCACCAUUUGAAGUGAAAGAGAGACUGCAGAAGAUGGGACCUUUUCAACCUAUGAACAUCUUCUUGCGGCAGGAGAUAGAUCGAAUGCAGAAAGUGAUCACCUUGGUGCGAAGCACUCUGACCGAUCUAAACUUGGCCAUUGAUGGAACAAUCAUAAUGAGUGAAAAUCUGAGGGAUGCCCUGGAUUGCAUGUAUGAUGCAAGGAUUCCUGCCCGUUGGAAGAAGGCAUCCUGGGCAUCCAGCACUUUGGGUUUCUGGUUUACUGAACUUCUGGAAAGAAACCGCCAGUUUUACUGCUGGAUUUUUGAGGGUCGACCAAACUGCUUCUGGAUGACAGGGUUUUUUAAUCCUCAAGGAUUUUUGACAGCAAUGAGACAGGAAAUAACUCGAGCCAACAAGGGGUGGGCAUUGGACAGUGUAGCCCUGUGCAAUGAAGUCACCAAAUGGAUGAAGGAUGAUGUUACAACCCCUCCUCCUGAGGGUGUCUAUGUAUAUGGUCUGUAUCUGGAAGGUGCUGGCUGGGACAGGAGAAGCUUAAAACUAGUUGAAUCCAAGCCCAAGGUGCUCUUUGAAAUAAUGCCUAUCAUAAGGAUAUAUGCAGAGAAUAACACUUCAAAAGAUCCACAUCUGUACUCCUGUCCAGUCUACAAAAAAACACUUCGAACAGAUCUGAAUUACAUUGCUGCUGUGGACCUUAGAAGCCUCCAGCCCCCGGAACACUGGAUACUGCGUGGGGUUGCACUUCUAUGUGAUGUCAAGUAAUUUCAAAACAAGUUACACAUUUGAUUCUAUGUUUAUCUCCAAAAUGUUAUAUUCCUCAAGAAAGUGUAUUUUUCUGUAUGUAACUAAGCAUUUGUGACAAAUUAAUUGUAUCAUAAAUGUAUGGGCUUCUUUUUAUAGUCAUGCUUUUUGAUUUCAUUCUGUUUGUAUAUCUCUCUAACUCUGUGGGCUAAAAAAUGUAUGGUGGGAUACUAAAAGAUAAACCUGAUAGGACUGGAUGGCCUAAGGGAUAGAGAUCAUUCCCCAUUUUCACCUCUGAGACUUGUUUUCACUAUCAAGCUAAGAUCUUGUUAUUGAGUACUGUUGCAUGUAUGUCACUUUGCCCUAACUGGAAAGCAUAGAUAGCUAUAUUAUUCUCCAAGAGUAUAACUGAGUAGAAUGCAUAUAAUUUGAACCAGCUGAUAGUGUUGAAGUUUCAUUCAUGAGUGCUGGCAAUAUACCACAGUUAACUUCCUUCACCAAAUCAGAAUCAUAUACUCACGUGUAACAGUUUUGCAAUAUGACUAGAUUCUACACCAAGAAUUGGUUAUUAUAGUGCAAUUAUAAUGGAUUGUUGUGAGUCCAAAUAUAGCUUGAUCCAGCAGAUGUAAACACAGUGCAAUUUUUUUUUGCCCCCUCAUCCUCUCCCACCUCCAUAUCCCCGGCUCUUCUGAAGAAAGAAAGGCUAACAUUAGAACAAUAUGGUAUCUAGGAAUUCUCUUUAGUAAAGAAGUCUUAAUAUCUCUUCUGCCACAUGUAUUUCACAAGGGCUUAAAGGGAAAUGUUAUGUGGUUAACACUAUAAUGGCCUCCAAUAGUUUUGCAUACCAUUUGCUAAGUUUCACCUGGAUUCAUCAUCCAUGUUUGUCUUUCUCUCUUUCUUCAGCCAAAGCACCAUGGUCUUUUCGAAGUUUUAACCUUUAAUCUACUUUAGAAACUAUUCACAUUGAGAGGUGGCUGCACAAAGAAAUAUGGACUAUGCCAUCCAGUUGUAUUUUGCUGAUUUCAUGUGUUGAACACUUCUGUUCAUUAGCACAGAAUUCCUAGACCUUUGCUUCUGAAGUGGGUAGGUUGUGUCAGGGAACCUGCCAAUAGUUCAAGAUUGCAGGUGGCAGACUCAUGCUACAGAAAUGUAGCUUAAGCUCUUAGAAUAUCAGGAGAUCAAUACGGCAUGGUGGAUCUGCUGCAUGGAAGCACUAAGGGGGCAGAAAAAAUGUUACUUACUUCAAGGCAAAUAAAUUGUUUAUAGGAUUUUUGUUCUUAUUUUUGUUCCAGUAAAUAAAUUGUUUGAUUAAUAAAAUAUAGAUAUAAAUAAUU
This is a messenger RNA of Alligator sinensis (Chinese alligator), 15358 nucleotides long. RefSeq names its product dynein axonemal heavy chain 5 (gene DNAH5). The coding region runs from base 69 to 14045 and encodes 4658 amino acids. Gene Ontology annotation, cellular component: dynein complex. Gene Ontology annotation, molecular function: dynein intermediate chain binding; ATP hydrolysis activity; minus-end-directed microtubule motor activity. The record is from RefSeq and is a predicted model, not a curated record. The transcript is spliced from 79 exons. NCBI's taxonomy places the organism in Eukaryota, Metazoa, Chordata, Crocodylia, Alligatoridae. Gene Ontology annotation, biological process: microtubule-based movement.